UCCAAAGACAUCCGGAUUCGGGUUGACUCCGAAGUUCAGCGCAACUUUACACAGCUAUUCGGCAAUAGAAUACACUUUGAAAAUUCGGCAGCAACUGAAAUGAUUCUCCUGCAAAUCUAGACCCUUAUAAUUACUGGUCUGCAAUCCGGAAUGCGAGAAUAAGUGAGUUCACAGUACAGAACUUGCCAUAUUCUGCGAGCUACCACCAGAUGAGCUGCAAAUUGACCCAAAGGAACGUAAUGAGGAACGAGGAUUGAGGUGAAGGUGUGCAGAGUCAGAGGAAGACAGACAGAGACCUAGCUGGAGGUAGCAAAUUAUGGCGAUUGUGUCCGUCCAUCAAAAAACGACUUUCGCAUUUAGGAUCUUUGGGGAAAGUUUUUUGUGGGUUGGGAGUCGGAUUGUUGCGAGUGAAUGUAGGCAGUGUUUGAAUUUUGGAAGGAGUGGGUUUAUGGGGACGAGGAUCUAGGAGGUAAUUGAAGGGGAGGUUUAGGGUUUGGAGUGGGAAGGGCAAGGGUUGUAGAAGAGUUGGUAUGAAUUAGGCGAGGAAGUGCAGAGGAUGGAGAAUGGUAUAGUUCCGGUGGCGAUGAGAGGGGAGCAUGACACCGGGCAGAGCAUUGCAUUCGAGAUUGGCUCUAGAGGGCUGGAGGUCGAUUUGAAGAUUGAGCGAGGGGAGAGAGUGGCGAUGGCGGAAAACGUUGCAAUCGAUGAGCGUCGAACCGUAGUCGAAGCUGCGCAUGAUCUCGUAGGAAGCAGUGGCCUCGAUGCAUUGAAUCACAACCCCGGAGUUGAGCAUAACCUGGAAGAUUGCGAGAAUGGUGACAGGAGAAGGGGCGAUGGCGUAUUGAUGGUAGAGCAUAAACAUCAUGAGAUCGUUAUGCGACGAGACAUGCAUGCAGGGACGGAACCUCGAGAGGCUGGAAUUGUGGAGGAGGAACCGAUGGGCAUGGAUGAAGACGCUCCGACUACUCCUACCGGGCUAGCCGGUGGAGAGGUGGACAGGAAAGACCGCAUAUAUAAGAAAGGGCCUUGGAGCGUUUCCGAGAUGCUGGUUUUGCAAUCUGCUAAGAGGGAGGAUGUGGUUAGAGCAGGAAAAGGUGCUCCAGGCAUUAAGCACAGGACUGCUCAGGAGAAAUGGCAAUCCAUUGAAGAUUACUGCUGGUCGCAUUUUGUGCAGCGAAGCGCACAGCAGUGCCAGGACAAGUGGGAGUCCAUGAGCGCUGAGUUCAAAAAGGUGAAGGACUUUGAGUGCGGAAUACUGCCAGGCCAGAAACCCUACUGGCACAUGACCAUCGACGAGCGCAAGUCCGUUCGAGUGCCGCCAAACUUCCAGAAGGAAGUUUAUACUGCGCUGUGGGAGUGGUACGACAAGAAUCGGGUCAUUGAGCCGGGCACAGGAAUGGUUUUGACCAACAUCUCCAAAAUUGAAGAAAUGAAAGUACACUCUCCAAUUGCUGGAGGUUCGUCGUCACCAUCUGGACCCGUGUCACAAAGUAGGAAAAGACUAGUAGAGCGUGCUGCAACUCGCGUUCCUCGAAAAUUGUCUCGAGUUGAAGGCAUUUCCGUACCAGGAAACUUGGAUCCUCGGCUUAUGACGCUAGCCGAAAGAGAAGCCUACGCCAUUUUCGAAUUGGGAGAUUUUGUGCUCAAAGAAGGUGCUACCUUAAGAGGGGCUAAAUUAGCGUACAAAACAUGGGGUACAAUUAACGAGGAUCGGAGCAAUGCGAUUGUGUACCCAACUUGGUUUUUAGGCAGGCAUUGGGAGAACGACUGGCUCAUUGGGCCUGGCAUGGGGUUAGAUCCAUGCAAAUAUUUCAUCAUCAUUCCCAACAUGCUGGGCAAUGGCCUAUCUACUUCUCCAAGCAAUUGCUCACCUCCUUACAACAAGGCCCGGUUCCCCAAGGUCAGAGUGGAGGAUAAUGUUAGAGCUCAGUACAGGUUAGUGACUGAGCAGUUUGGAAUCCGGAGGCUUAAGUUGGUACUUGGCUGGUCGAUAGGGGCUGGCCAAGCAUUUCAAUGGGCUACUAGCUUUCCUGAUAUGGUUGAACGCAUUCUUCCUUUCGGUGGUUCAGCACGCACAAGUCCACACAAUUUUAUCCUUCUUGAAGGUAUUAAGGGAGCUUUGACAGCUGACAGCGCAUUUCAGGAUGGCUGGUAUGAAAAGCUACCAUCGAAGGGGCUUCGUGCAUCUGCGCGGGUUUAUGCAGGCUGGGGUUUUUCGCAAUCUUUUUACUGGAAUGAGGUUUGGAGGGAGAUAGGCUACUCAAGCCUGGAAGACUUCUUGGUAGGAUUUUGGGAAGGUUUUAUCUUGGACCGAAGAGAUCCAAACAAUCUGCUGACCAUGUUGUGGACUUGGCAAAAUGGUAAUAUCGGUCUCACGGAAGGAUUUGAUGGAAGCGUGGAGAAAGCUUUGGCCUCUAUUCGAGCCAAGGCCAUUGUUAUGCCAGCUCAGCAGGAUAUUAUUUUUCCCGUCUCUGAUGAAGAAUAUGAGGUUAAGUUUAUGCAGAAUGCAGAACUUCGGGUCAUACCUGGUGUAUGGGGUCACUUUGCUGGUGCUGGUCUGAAUGCAGUUGACACGAAGUUUAUUGACAACGCAGUGCGAGAUCUCUUGUCAAUGUAAUUUAUCUACAUUACUUUUUAGUGUUAAAAUGACAACACCUCUCAUGGUAGUUUUGCGUCAUCUCUAGGUCUGAUGUCCUUGUAGCAGGCUUCAGUGUAGGCCUGAAGGAGUGGGGGAGAACACUUGUAGGAUAAUUAUCUUGGGUUGGAACCAGUCAUAUUUUUGAAUUUAUGGGUUGAAUGGGCCGAAGGUGUACAUUACUAUUGAGUCUGCAGGUUUUCCUUGGGACUGCAGAUUUCUUGGUACAGUUGUGUCAGCAAGUACGCAGUAUCAUUUUCUUUCAGGACGAUGACUUGUGUACUUAGUAACCUCUAGAUGGUCCGCACUUCCUUAAAAGCCUGUCGACUACUAAAUAUGUUGGUUUUGAGAAAAUGCUUAUUUCACAUGUAGAACUCGGACUUUUCUAUCCACGGUGGUAGUUGCCGUCGGCACCGGUUGGAGCA
Physcomitrium patens is the source of this 3060-nucleotide messenger RNA. RefSeq lists its product as uncharacterized. The record is from RefSeq and is a predicted model, not a curated record. Gene Ontology annotation, molecular function: acyltransferase activity, transferring groups other than amino-acyl groups. Gene Ontology annotation, biological process: biosynthetic process. NCBI's taxonomy places the organism in Eukaryota, Viridiplantae, Streptophyta, Bryopsida, Funariales, Funariaceae.